UCCAGGAACAGGCAAUAACAAUUAAUCUAAAUAAAGCAUCGGAACGAUUUUAGGAUUAAAUUUUUUUACAAAAAUUCAACGUGUGUUAUAAAUUGCUAGGCAAUGAGCAGUUGUUGAUCGUACACAAUGACCAGUUGUUGCAAUAAUUCAAAUGGCUUCGACAUGAAGCAUAUAACCACCUACUGGAAAACGUACGUCGUCAUUCUCGUGCCGCUCCUGCUGCUGCCGCUACCGCUCCUCUCACCCACGCCGGAGUCUCGAUGCGGUUACGUGGUGUUGGUGAUGGCGUUCUAUUGGAUGACGGAGGCCCUGCCGCUCGCCGUGACAGCCCUCAUCCCCUUAGUGGGCUUCCCCUUGCUUGGGGUUAUGUCGACAGGCCCGCUAUGUCUGGUCUACAUGAAGGAAACCAAUAUGAUGUUUCUGGGCGGGCUUACGAUGGCCAUAGCAGUGGAGCACAGUCAGCUCCACAUUAGGAUCGCCCUGCUGGUCCUGCUGUAUGUUGGUGAGAGCCCUCGUCGUCUGCUGGCGGGGUUCAUGAUGACGACGAUGUUCUUGUCCAUGUGGAUCUCCAACACCGCGUCCACCGCCAUGAUGCUGCCCAUCGUCGACGCUAUCUUGAAGGAACUCUACUCCAAAAAAAGAGAAGACGAGAUCCCUACAUCGGAGGGAGACCUUGAGAUCAUCAAGAAAAGUUCUCGGUCAUCCAGCUUAUCUUCAACACAGCGACGCUCGUCGGUUUUAGCCCAGACCAACUCGGUUGACGGAACAAAACAAGACAAAGAAGAUAACGAUGAAGAAGAAGAGCUUACGAAGAUGGGUGCUCAGAUGAGGAAAACUUUGCUCCUGGCGGUGGCUUAUUCCGCAAACAUCGGUGGUACGGGCGUCGUGACAGGCACCACACCUAAUCUUAUACUCAUGGCCAACUUGGAAGAAUUCGAUGAAACCGGUCUGACAUUCGCUUCAUGGAUGGGCUACAACAUUCCCGGCAUGAUCAUCUGCGUGGCCAUUGCCUGGAUUUGGCUACAGAUCUUGUUCAUGGGGUGCAGAAAGGGAGCAAUACAAGAAGCAACUCCAGAACAACGCUCUGCCGUGCGCCAGAUACUGAAGAAGAAAUACGCUGCUCUUGGCGACAUUACCUUCCACGAGAGCGUCGUGCUCACGCUCUUUGUGAUACUCAUCUUCAUGUGGCUUUUUAGGUCGCCGGAGUUUGUUCCUGGCUGGGCCCACUGGUUUGUGUUGGCAUUUGGAGAAAUAGAAGUCGAGGAUGCCACUGCCGUGAUGUUUAUUGUCUUGCUCGUCUUCAUAAUUCCGAAGAAGCUCGACUUUUGGUGCUUCAGGGACCCAAAAGACACAUCGCCGGUGGUGUCGUACGAAGGCUGCCUCACAUGGGAGGUCGUACAGCAGAAGCUACCGUGGGGCGUGGUGCUGCUGCUGGGGGGAGGCUUUGCCAUCGCUGAGGCGGCCGACGCCUCUGGUCUGUCCCUAUGGCUGGGAGAUCAGCUGCAGGCCUUGGAGGUGCUGCCCGAGGCUCUCAUCGUCUUCUUGGUCUGCCUCAUGACCGCCAUGGUCACUGAAGUCGCGUCCAACACCGCCACUGCAUCCAUCCUCAUGCCAGUACUCAAAGAAAUGAGUUUGGGCAUCGGCAUCAAUCCCCUGUACCUGAUGCUCCCGGCCACGAUUUGCUGCUCGUACGCCUUCAUGCUACCUGUAGCCACACCGCCCAACGCCAUCAUAUUCACCGCCGCCAAGAUGAAAACUGUUGAAAUGAUGAAGGCGGGGAUCAUGAUGAACGUGAUCUGCGUGGUAGUGCAGACGCUCAUGAUCAACACGUUGGGACAAGCCAUGUUUGGCGUCAGAGAUUUUCCAGACUGGGCCAAUGAGACGGUAACGUCAUCGGCCGCCUUGCAUGCGCUAUAGAACAGGACUGUGAUCUUGACAGUAAUAGAACACUGUGAUCUUGGGAGUAAUAGAGCACUUGAAUAUUCCUCGAAUAAUUUUUAAAUUUUCUAAAAAAAUUGAAAUAUUUCAGGAAGAACAUUCAAAUGGUCUGAAAGAACUUUCAAAUUUAUAUGAUAUAAUAUUGAAGUAAUUCGGGAUCAACAUUGUACGUUUCUCAAAAAUCAUUCAAACGCUUCUGGGAGAAAAUCCAAAUUUUGGUCGGAAAAAACUUUCGAAUGUAACUGGAAGAACAUUAGAAUUUAAUUCAUGUCUUCGACUCCUGCUCUUGUAUUCGUACUUAAAUGACAUUUUGUUUAUUCGUACUUGACGUGCGAGUUAUAAUAAUUUGGCUUUGAAUCGGUCAAUUGAUUAGAAGGCUCCUAAUUUCAUUUCAGUGACAUUUUAAUUAAUCACUGAUUCGGUGGCAAUGCUUAUGGUUACAUCGCAUAUUAUAUAUUGUUAAUAAUGCAGAUUAUAUAAAUAUUAUUGUUCGGAGUA
This is a messenger RNA of Hyalella azteca, 2436 nucleotides long. Its product is annotated as solute carrier family 13 member 5. Gene Ontology annotation, biological process: monoatomic anion transmembrane transport; citrate transport. Lineage: Eukaryota; Metazoa; Arthropoda; Malacostraca; Amphipoda; Hyalellidae. The transcript has 12 exons. The coding region runs from base 127 to 1917 and encodes 596 amino acids. Gene Ontology annotation, cellular component: membrane. The record is from RefSeq and is a predicted model, not a curated record. Gene Ontology annotation, molecular function: succinate transmembrane transporter activity; citrate transmembrane transporter activity.